Messenger RNA from Mercurialis annua (annual mercury), 556 nucleotides. RefSeq names its product PLAT domain-containing protein 2-like. NCBI's taxonomy places the organism in Eukaryota, Viridiplantae, Streptophyta, Magnoliopsida, Malpighiales, Euphorbiaceae. The transcript has 2 exons. The record is from RefSeq and is a predicted model, not a curated record. Bases 19 to 516 code for a protein of 165 amino acids. Gene Ontology annotation, molecular function: protein binding.
ACCAAAUUAGUGACAAAAAUGGCAAUUGCCUCUUACAUUCUCUCAUUUCUCAUCUGUCUCACUUUCUCCACCAUUGUCCUUUCAAAUUCUUGUAGUUAUUUACUAUCAGUAAAAACAGGAACACAGUUUGGUGCCGGAACAGACGCCAAAGUCCAGAUAAAGCUUUCAACACUGCACGACAUGCCUAUUUAUAUUCUUGACCCCGAGAGUUACGGUAUUAUGGGGGAGGGCCAUGACUACUUUGAGAGGGGCAAUUUGGACUUUUUCAACAUUACAGGGCCUUGCUUUGAUACUCCGAUCUGUUUUAUUAACUUGUCCCAGAAUGGUAUCGGUGACUUUUCUGACUGGUACGUUAGCUACGUUGAAAUUGAAGCUUCCGGAGGUAAAAAAAGGCAUCCCAAGAAAUAUUUUGAUGUGGAACAGUGGCUUGGUAAUGGUGACCGUGUGAGUACUUGUAGGGAGAUAUGUCCAUGGAUUAGUGCCACCCUACCCCCGGUGGAUGCUGCUGCCAUGUGAUCUUCUAGUUCUUUUCAAAAUGUGUGUUAAGUUUGGUGUG